AUGGAUGCCAGGCUUCACGAAGCAGUUCUAAUGGGCGAUGUUGAUUCCUUGUCCACAUUGCUUAAAGGAAAUGCUAACAUUCUCGAUGGGGCAUUUGAUUUUGGGGAGACCCCUUUGCACAUAGCAGCUCUAUUUGAGCACGUUGAGUUUGCAAAGAUAAUCUUAAGAAGAAAGCCGGAACUCAGGCGUGUAUUAGACUCUGAACGAUCUUCGUCUUUGCAUUUGGCGUCAGCAAAAGGGCAUGUAGAGAUGGUAAAAGAACUAUUGGCGAUCGACGCCGAUAUGUGCCUUGUUCGUGAUAAAUAUGGAAGGAUUCCUCUCCAUGUAGCAGCACUCAACGGUCAUGAGGAGAUCGUGAAGGUGUUAGUUGAUAAAAAGAGAACAGCGACUCGGGUCUUAACGAGUCAAAGGGAGCCGAUUUUGCACCUUUGUGUGAAUCAUAACUGCUUUGACUCUGUGAAGUGGCUCUUAGAUUGUGUACAGGAUGGUAAAGAUAAUGAGUUCGUGAAAAUGAAGGAUGAUGAACACAACACUUAUCCUCCAUCUUGCCGCAUAUCAAAGUCAGUAUCCUUUCCUCUCCUCCUCUUCUUCAUCUUAUUCUUCUUCAAAUUGGCAACAACACCUAUAUUGCAUUAUUUUUCACCAUCUAUCUUCAUUAGAAGUAACAUUAGAAGAAAAUAUCUUUUACCAGCGGCCAAAACCGCCACUAAAAGUCUCAAAAACCUCCUGUAUAAGAAUCACCGGCGGUCAGACACGUGCCACUAA
Magnolia sinica is the source of this 765-nucleotide messenger RNA. Its product is annotated as ankyrin repeat-containing protein At5g02620-like. The record is from RefSeq and is a predicted model, not a curated record. The transcript has a single exon. The coding region runs from base 1 to 765 and encodes 254 amino acids. Gene Ontology annotation, molecular function: protein binding. NCBI's taxonomy places the organism in Eukaryota, Viridiplantae, Streptophyta, Magnoliopsida, Magnoliales, Magnoliaceae.